Laccaria bicolor S238N-H82 is the source of this 939-nucleotide messenger RNA. RefSeq lists its product as uncharacterized. NCBI's taxonomy places the organism in Eukaryota, Fungi, Basidiomycota, Agaricomycetes, Agaricales, Hydnangiaceae. The record is from RefSeq and is a predicted model, not a curated record. The coding region runs from base 1 to 939 and encodes 312 amino acids. The transcript is spliced from 2 exons.
AUGAUGGUUUCUGCCUCUGUCCGUUGGAAAUCCGACGGAAGUCCAGCGGACGUCCAACAGACACAGAAUUCCGGCCAGUCCAACCAUUUCUUACUUCUAAGUAGUUUGAGUGGACUUUCACUGGACUUUGCCUGGACUUGCAGCGGAAUCCAGUCAUGUCCAACGGACUCCGACGGUCUUCCGACGGACUGUCCACUGAGUCCAUCGGAAAUGGCAGGGUCCGAUGAAACACGAAUACCCGCUGCUUUCGAGAGCAAUGGCUCCGUGUCUUCCAUACCCACAAUAGCGCGAUCACCUGCUGCUUUUGAGGGUAACACUUCGGCUACAUCAAACAAUGGUUCUUGGCCUUUGAUAAUCCAGACAACAUCAAAGAAUCAAUCUCUCCCAACCAACACAAGCUAUGCCCAAGGCAGUUGCACAAAGAACUGCCAAUGUCCAGAUUUCGAAAGCCGGAACUCUCUCUCACAGACAAGCCCUCAAUGGUGUGAAGACAAGCCAAUCAACGAUCUAUCCAGCCAAACCACCCUGGAAUCCUCGUUAGCACAAAAUCUUGCAGCUUUCGAGGGUGACAGCACCUCUCAGGUGAUUGACAGCUCCUCAUCCUUGACUACUCUGUGUGAAGAUGAGGCCAUAAACGAUCAGACCACCCAAGUCAUUCUCAUGCCCUCGAUAGCGCGGAUAAUCGCUGCUUCUGAGGGUAAUGACUCAGCUACAACAGACGUCGACUCUACUCCUUCCCCUUCCACAUUAGCACAUAUGUCCACUGCUCUUGAAGAUAACAACUUAGCCACGAUAGGCAUCGACUCUACAUCUUCCGUACCUACAAUAGCACAAUCAUCCGCUGCUUUCGAAGGUAACCACCUGGCUAUGACAGACAAUGGUUUCACGCCAUCGACAACCCUGACCACGUCGAAACGACCUCUCCCAACUGAGUGGUAG